Messenger RNA from Cyanistes caeruleus (blue tit), 2207 nucleotides. The record is from RefSeq and is a predicted model, not a curated record. Lineage: Eukaryota; Metazoa; Chordata; Aves; Passeriformes; Paridae.
CCUAAGCUGCAGUGAUAUUUCUCGGAUGAAGGGGGUCCGUGUAUGCCAAGCAUUGAUGGAUCACAAAGUGUUUGAGCCAGUUGGAGCUAAGCUUUACUUAUUCAAGAAUGGGAAAGAAACAGAGUUUGAAGACACAGACACUAGUCUCUAUAGAUUUGUAAAUAGCAGUCUUGAUCCUCUUCUUCCAAGAAAGAGUAAGGACAAUGAAAGCUUGUCUCCUGAGCAAAUCUGCAAACAGAAAACAAAAAGAUAUUCCAAAACAAAGUGUGACACAACACUUUCAAACCCCUUAGCAUUGGAAGCAGCUGAUAAAAAGAAGGUUGAGGAGCUUCUUCAAUCAAUAUAUGUUCAUGCCUCUUUACCUCCAAAGAUCAUGGUUGAUGAACCAACUCGCCCGCUUUCAAAAGGAGUAAUAGAAGAUGUCUGGAAACAACAAACUCUGCUACGACUGCUGCAGUUAAUUGAUGUUCCCGUUCUAGAAGAUAUCUUGGUGUCUUCAGUGAAUCAAAUCAAAUCAGACAGUUUUGGCAAAGAAGACGACAUGAUUAUCUCAAAUACUUUCCUCGACAGAGAGAUUAUGUGUAGUUUAAACUUGCCUGAGCUUGACAGGUGGCUCUUUGCUGCAAUUGAAUGCUUGGAGUAUUUUCCUGACCAAUUCCUAGUGAUGGUUAGUCAGCAGUUAUCUCAAAGCACUAACAACCCCAGCAGUCUGAAUACAUACAAGAAGAUUAUUUUUGAUGUCAUAAUUAAGUAUUACAGUCAAAAAAAGGACUCUCUUCUUGCCACUCAGGAUUUUGAUAUUCAUUCAGGAAUUAUAGAACUUAUAGAAAAAGGAAAAACAGAUCAAGCUCUAGAGGCAUUACAACUUUAUCUUAAAUUAUUAGCACCGAAUAUUAGUGAAGAACUUCACAGACUCCUCACAUUCCUAGCCAUUGCAUCAGAAUCUGAGGGCUACAGAUUGCAAAAACAAUUUGAGAACAGAUUUGUGAUCAUCAAGACUUGUACAAAGUUCAUCUUACAAAACAGGACACUGUCAAAACCACAGGCAGAACUGCUGACUCAGUUUCUGGUGGACAAUCACUCCGAGCUCUUUAAGGCUCCUUUAACUCUUCUGGAACUAACGAGUAGGAGACUUCAGAGUUUGCUAGAAGGGCAAGAUCCAGAUAUCAAUUCAGGCUUCACCUUCUGUCAACGCAUUACAACUAAAGAAUAUGAAGAUCAAAAGCAACAAACCAAUCAGUAUCUUCUAGCACUGAUUCAAGAGAUGGAUAAUGACCCUACUGUUCCUUUGAAGCAAAAGAAGAAAUUAAUCAAAGAAUUCCGAAAAUAUCAUUCUUUUGUCUACUGUAGUGGCUGUAAAACUACAUGUGAAUAUUGUACUCCAAAUGGUUAGACUUCAAUACAGCCUUUUCUUAAUCUUUUUUUAAAAGAAUGGAGGAGACACAUGAAAAUUGCUCAAAAAAAAUGUUCUUCUCUUACAUCUUUCCAUCUUCAGCUUCAGGAAGCUACAACUAUAAAAAUUACUAUGCUACUAAAAAACAUUAGCUCUAAUUAAUCUUUUAAGCAAAAUCUACUUAAUUAUUUGUAAGUAAGUAAUACCAGCACACUGCUUGGGCUUCCUUAAGUUCAAGGUUUGGCACUUUUUUCCAUCUGUCCCACAACCCCAUGGCUUUCUAUCUGAGCCACAUCCAUAUUCUGAGCUGUGCUUGGGUUGAUAAAUCAGUAGUUUUUUUACUCUUUUCUGUCUUUAAUAAUUUCAUCGCAUCUUAAACUGUGGGUUAUGACCCCUGUGGGUAUUGUAAAAGUGUACAAAGUGUGUAAAAAAUGUUGGAAGUAGGUCAGUGGGUUUUGAAUCUACAGCAGGAAUGAUGUAUUAGGCAGGGGAGCUGUGUGUGCUUGCAGUCAGUAAUUACCUGUCGUUACUGCCUCCCUACUCUGGCAGACUGAGCUGCUGCUAAUUCAAGUAAAAGGUUACGUCUUGAAGAAACCUGAGAUACAAUUACCUUGUUUUAGAUCUUAGUAUACUUAAGUAAUUUAUUUUAAUAUGAGGAUAUUUUGAUAAUGUUGUUAUUUAUCAUAAAUACUUUGGUAAUGUUUAUGAACUCAUAGGGCAAAGCUAGAAAGUAUAUUGGCCUGUCUUGACACAUUGAUGGUUAACUCUAAAUCAACAAAGAAGUGUUUAUUCAAAUCAUUAAAUCAUGGAAUCA